Molecule: messenger RNA, 3653 nt
Organism: Sabethes cyaneus
Lineage: Eukaryota; Metazoa; Arthropoda; Insecta; Diptera; Culicidae
Product: mediator of DNA damage checkpoint protein 1
Exons: 5
Coding region: 21-3653 (1210 amino acids)
Biological process (GO): mitotic cell cycle
Source: RefSeq, a predicted model, not a curated record
GACAGUUCCCAUCAGCAACUAUGAACCGCGUGAUGUGGAAUUACACUCCCGACCUAAAAAGGUCGCGAAUGUCAACAAUCGGAACAUCGGCGACGGCGUCUCCUUUAGCAAAUUCUGCCAGCAAACGCAGAUUUUCGGUUGCGACUGCAUCGGUUAAUUUCAAUGCAAAAGCAUCACUGAUCGUAUCUGCCGAUGAGGAAAAUGUUCCUCCAACAACGCCUGUUGCGGUUACAGUAAGGAACAGCUUGAGUCAAGGAUCAGCAACUCCUGCUGGCACGACGAAAAGAAUGAGCCUUCAUGAAAAUUUAAUGCUUAAAAUUUUGGCCACUCCCGUCGAUCAACCCCUGUCGGUGUAUGAUUCCGACUCUGCAUCAGAGGUCUCAUUCUGCAGCUCCGUAGGAAGUUCGCUAUCAGUUGAAGCUCUACUGGAGUCCGAUGAUCUACGUUGUUCAACACCACCCCAAGCUGCGGAUCCUCUCAACAAUCCUCGACUAGCCCGGCUGUAUAAAGAUCUGCAAAGUCCGUCGGCUACAACACGGAUUCGUGCUUUGCGUGCUCUCAAGUCACCCACCAAGAGGAAUGCUUACGGACAGUUCGAUGUGCCACAUGAAGAGCAGGACAUCAUCACGGCCGACGAAAGAAAGCAGCCUCAGUCGAAAACUAUUCAGGACAUCAUGUCCGGAGUGUGCAUAUAUGUUGAGGUUCGUUCUGGGACGGAUAAUCGUUCGGAUGGCAUCAGGGAUCAUGUUGCCUCUCUUGGAGCUAAAGUGAAUGAUCGUUUAUUAAAGGAUACAACUCAUGUCAUCUUCAAAGAUGGUCUCCUCUCCACUUACCAGAAAGCGAAGAAGAUGAACAUACCGGUGGUUUCUAUAUUGUGGAUUGAAGCCUGCAAACGGCACAUGUGUCUAAUGAAUCCGGAGCAGUUCCCCAUCUCCAAUCAAGAGCGUUAUGAAAACCCAGAAUUGUUUAAAAAGAUACGGCGUCAAAAAUCAAUGCAACCUCGAGCCGAGGAAAUGACCAGCUCUGGUGGGAAAAAACGACCAGCACUGGUUUCGGCGGAUUCCAAUGGUUCCAAGUCUAUCAGUUCUCCCCCAAGCAAACUUCCGGUGUUGCAUCGCAUACGUAAAGACGAUGGCUUGGAGCGUAUUCUUAAUGAAUUUCAAGCGGAAAAUCAAAGCACACCUGAACCGCAAGACGAUUUCGACAAACUGCUUAAUGGACCGAUGAAACUACUGGAACGCUUUAGGAAUUCGCCGGUUCCAACAACUACAAAUGCAGAGCCUGAGGCUGCUGAAACAAACAAAGAAGUAGAAUCGAUUUCUUCUACCCCUACGACGAAGCGAAUCCGCAAAUCACUCUUCAAUGGAUCGGUCGAAAAAGAGACUUGCGCUGCCGAAGAACGUCAAACUAGAAGAAGAAGAAGCAGCAGCACUGUCCGUGAAAAUGAACCUCCCAAGGAAAAUUCCUUGCCAGCUAAAGAAACCAGGUCACGGAGAAAGACAAUGCUUUUUACACCUAAAGUUACUAGUGUAGAAGAAGAAAUCGAAUCACCGGUUCCGGAAAGGAAAUCGGUCAGAAAUCGAAGAAAAACUAUGUUCACGACCGCAGCGAAAGAGAACAGUCCUCCGAAGAAACGAGAGACAAUUAUUUCUCCAAAAGCGAUGGAACUGUGCAGAACGAAUUCUGUGGAAUUAUGCCAAACCGACAGCAUUAAUUCGGAAAGUAUUCAACAGACUACCGUAACUUCGAAACAAAAUAAUCGUGCAACAAUAUAUUCACCCAGGCGGAUGGAACAAACUUUGGAAAAGACUGACAAAAUUACUACUCCAGAUGAGAACAAUCGUUCCCGCAGAACACUCCACCCCACCAAUACGGAGAACAUAAUCAACGAAUCGACAAAGGAUAAAAUUAAAACACCCGAGUUGGAUCUGGAUCCCAAAGUUUUAGAAUCAUUCCGUACCAACCGCCGCAGGACUCUCUAUACCCCCGGGGUAUACGACGAGUCGGACAAAAUGCAAAUUAAUAGCGAUAGUCAGUCACUAGGCACACGGAGCUCUUUGUUUACGCCAGCUGCAAAUUCAACUGCAACCGCAGCCUUCACACCUCUAACGAAACAAUCGAUGCAAAACCGGAGAAGAACACUUUACACACCCGGCGCAUCCAUUGAUGUUCCGGAAACCCCAUCAAGGGAGGAGCCAGCUACCCCCAAUAGACCAGCAAUAGUUCCCAUACGGAACAAGACUCUUCUCGAAGAGUAUCAAUCGAAUCUCACAUUCAGUUCAACCAAAGAUCCAAAAAGCGAUCGCCGUAAAACCAUUUUUGACAUUUCUAUGGAUAUUAUCGACAAACGGUUGUCCCACAUUAACAUGCAAUCGAAAAAGACUGCCGAGAAAGCCGGUGCAACAGCAAGAGUGUUGAACAGAAGCAUUUCAGCAGAAGAGGCUCUGAAGUCGCCUCCGCCUAGAAUGUCCUCAAUUUCUCGUCAGACUUCGCUGGACACAUUCUAUCGGAAGCUUUCAAAAUCAACAGAAAAAAGUGUAAAAUCGAAUGUCGAUAAAUUGCGGGAGCCGUUGGUUAAACCUGCCGAAUCAACUGCAGCGCCCGUACCCCGCAAGCGCAAACUCUUCAAUGCACAACCAUCGGCGUUGGGAACGCCACCACCCCCCAGUAGUCAAGAAUCGGGAAUAACUGCGCUGUCGCACAUCGAAGAGAAUCCCAACAAACGUCCAAAGCAGAACACUCCGACCCCGGCUUCCAACAGGCGUCGCUCAGUUGCAACGUCUCAGACAACCAAAUCGGUGUCCACCUCCACCACCACCAUCAGAACAGUCUCGCGCCGAAGCACAAUGCUCUUCGAAACACGACCUACUCCUAGCAGCAGUGGUCGCGCCACCACUUCAGGCUCAAAACCUAUCCAACCCCAGCCGUCAUCGACGACCACCGCCGCUCGUCCUGUGAUGGGAACGCAAGCACGUACACUGAAGGCACUCGGGCUCGGAGCGGGCCUGCCGACGGUUACUGCUUCCCAGCAGCAGCAGCAGAAGAUGAUGACGGCACCGAACAACGGAGCACAGCAGUUUCACUUGGCCACCACCAAUCUGCACGCUGCUCAGUACAGAUUCGUGAAAGAGGCUGUAGCAAAGCUCGGUAGCUUCACCGUGCACAACGAUGUCAGUGACAAAACAACGCAUCUGGUGAGCCUGGAACCACGGCGCACCAUAAACAUUCUGCGGGCGUUGGCCCGCGGCCUGUGGAUCGUUGCGUACGACUGGGUCGAACAGUCCGCCAGUGCCGGUCGCUGGCUACCGGAGGAACAGUUCGAACUGCGAAAUUUCUCGGCGGCCGUUCAAAUUUGCCGCAGCGAAAGGCAAGCGUUCGGUCCGCGGUACCGCAUGGAACUGUUCGCCGACUGUGGCCCUUUCUACGUGUCGGAACACUGUCAGGUACCGCAGGGCCAGCUGCGUGAGCUAAUCGUCCUAUGCAAAGGUAAGCUGGCCGCCAACGCGCUGAAUGCAAAGUAUUUGAUCGUGCAGUCACGACAAGAUGUGCAGCACGUUCCGAGCGGAGCGUACUGCCUGAGUCCAAUGUGGAUACUGGAUAGUAUUAGUAUUAAUAAGCUCAAGAAAACCUAUAAAUACUUGGUAAAGAAGUGA